CUAUCAGUUUAUUUUUGCGCCGAAGUUGUAACUUAUAACAAGUUACGAGGUGUGUCAGUAGUUUUAUUUAUCUUACCAAGUGUAUAUUACAUAGUGGAGUAUGUUUGUGUAAAUAUUGUGUUUUGUGCUACGAUGGCAGUACCUGUCGGGUCCGUUGGCAUAACCGAGAAGAUACGAAGAGGUUAACGGCGAUAAGCAGCCUUUGUCAUUCAAUUUCAUUUCAUUAUCUAUAAAGAGUGAAGACUAAAAUAUCAAAAUGGAAAACGAUGAAUCCGAAAUGACUAUGAGUAACCUUCUAUUAUUUACAAGUCUAUUAGAAGACAAAGACCCUACAGAGAAAAGAAAUGAAAUUGAAGAUAUUCUCAGAUGCGGUGCAGAUGUAAAUGCUGCCGAUGCUGACAAUAACGAUGACACUCCGUUACACAUUGCUAUAAGAAGUAAACAAAUAGAAAUCGUCAAGUUGUUUUUGCAGUGGGAUGCUGAUGUAACACGUUUAAAUGGUGACGAUAAAAGUGCUUUAUAUAUCGCUAGAGGACUAGGAGGAGUUGACGGGAAAGAAAUUAAGGACAUGGUUGAGGAAUAUGCAAAGAAAAAACAAGUAAAUCAAGUAACAAAUAAUUCUGCUUCCUCCUCUCCGCCUCAACAAAAAUCGCUUGCAAGUGAAUCAAGUACUAUACAAAAAAGAGUGAUUCAUCGCGCGGACACUAUUGAAUUGAGCCGAUACCUGAAGAGAGACGGCACCACAGGUGUCGGGGGCCAGCUUUACAAAACCAAGUCUUUAAGUUUAGUCCUCUUAAGGGCUUCCAAUGAUCCAGAUAUAGUACAACAAAAAUUUUAUUUGGGAACAAAUAUACCCGGUAAUGGUGUUUUUUAUGAUGUCUGUUUCAAAUACAAUGUUAAAAACUUUGGAAAAUCAAUAAGAUUAUUUAUGCAAUGCAAACACGUACCUACGGAAGCUUUUAUGACAGAAGCUGAUUUACGCAAUGCCGGUGGCGAUUGGAGUUUAGCAAAUUGUUUCGACAGUUUCCUCAAAAUCAAAGAUAAAUUUAGCAGUGAUAUAAAUGACCCAAUAUUUGGAGAAGAUUUUAAUAAUGUUGAAACAAAUUUUAUUAUUUACACAUCCUCCAAAGAUCAAUUGAGAAAGAAAUUUUAUGGGAAUACAGGUAUAGGUCAUAAAAUCCACUAUUUAAUCAAUACCGGGGAAAAUACAGCAGUGUUCCGAUAUAAUUACACGGAAGAAGACAUAGAUUUCAUUACUAGAGAGGUCCAAAAAAGACGCAUAACAUCGUUGGCACAAUGUUUUAUUGAUUUUAUUUUUUCCGACAAAAAUAAUUACAGUAGUAUGAUGGAAGAUAAACUCAUAAAGACCUACCAUGUCGCGUUGGCGCAAAACGUGUUACAAAUUUCUAACUCCGCAGAAAAAGAUUAUCGUGAGGCAGUUUUUCUGCCUCAUUUUUUUCAAAGUAAUGAUAUUUUCUUAGUGCUUUUAAAAGAAAAUCUAUGUCAAUUGACUGUAAAAAAUCAUCAUAACAAAUCGCAGUUUGGAAGUGAAGAGUUGGUCAAUUUAUUUAAACAGCUUCCAAAAGUGCCAUCUAGUGAAGAAAUUAGCAUGUUCAUCGGCUUUCUUGUAACAUAUGACGAAAAAAAUAAUAAACUUAAAUUGAUGAGCGACUUGUCAGAGAAAGGAUUUAGUAACAGUGAAAUCCAAGAGUUGACUGAGAGUUUAGAACAGAUUCACGUUACUGCAAGCACUAUCAAAGAAGCCGUGUUAAAAGCAGGCGAAAAUAAACUAUCCACCAUCCGGUUCAAAGUGCCAUUAUCUUUUGGCAAUAUUGAAAUGGCACUUUCCAAAAACCACAAAGUUUUGGAUAACAUAGUAGCAGUAUUCGCAUAUUUGUUUAGAUAUUAUCGUAACACAAAAAUUAUUGAAAUAAACGAAACUAACGUGUGUCAAUAUAUAAAAUCUGAUGGACAAGUGGUUACAACCGAAUUUCUGAAAAAUGAAAGUGGUAUUGGUACUGCUAUCGGAAAUUUGUUGGUGUUAGACAACUUUACUAAUUUGCUAAAGUUUAAUACAACUACCGUGCUAUCCGAACCUGCUAAUAUUCUCUUGCAGAGAUUAAAAAGCGUUUUGCCCAAGUAUGAAAGGAUAGAAAAUUAUAAAUUAAAAAUUGACUUUUAUACUUGUCCACGAAUUUCAUUUACAAAUACUGACUACGAUAAGAUAUUAGCAAGAUAUUUUCUGGGACGCCUUUGGUUUUAUACAAACCAGAAAAACGAAAAUAGAAUAGAUGAAGAUGUCAAGAAAGAGAUCAAUAAGUAUUACAAGACAUACAAAGGCCCAGCAGCUUUUGGUCUGUGCACUCACAUUGACAGCAUUUACUCAUCGUUUCAUGACGAAAUUCAAAAAUGGUGGAUGGUGACACCAGAAAACACAUUUGCGCCCUAUCUUACUCAAGAGAGUGAAAUUUUCCGCAUAGCACAAGAAGGAGUCAUUGACAAUCCACUGUUAACUCUGCACCAUCAAAUGUAUCUGAGCAAGAUGAAAAAAACUGGUAUUGAAUUCACUUCCGAUGCAGUAGCCAAGCUUCAACUAGAAGACAGCGUUCACAAACUUGUCAAUAUUAAAACUAAAUGCGCCUUAUUGACAGGUAUUAAAAUAAGACAACAUUAUAAAGACGAAUCCAAUUAUAAUUUCUUAGAUUUCAAUUAUAUGCUGAGUCUGCCUGCAGAUGAUCGCAAUGCAAUAAUACAUGAACUCAAGGAUACAGCCGUAGAAAUCCUUAUUGUCAUUUGUGGAAUGUCUAAAUCAAGAAAGCCAGUUAAUGAAAGUUUACAUCGUAUAAUAAACAGUUUUAAUGGAAAAAAGGUUAUAGUAGUGACAGAGAACGAUCCGAGUUCGACGAUAAUACUUCGUAUGCCACAUGAUCACAGUUCAGUGCAAGAUGAAAUGAAUGACUUGUUACAUUUCAAUGAAUCCUCAAAAGAACAUUUUGUAAAAGAUACUACAUUAGUCUUUCAAGGUCCAGAGGUAAAUUUAAACGCAAUUUUAGACGAGACGUCACUAAAAUUUUUGGACGCUAAAAUAUUAUUAAAGCUCAUAAAUAACGAACGAAUAGAAAUAGGGCAUAUUCUUACCGACAAAAACUAUGAAAACGUGCAAGAUAACUACAUUGCUAGAUAUCUAGAUAAGGAAGAUAGUAAGGUCUAUUAUCCAGUUAACUCAUUAGAUGACAUCGAAGAGAAGGUUGUUAUAAUAAUAGCCAAACACGGUAUGGGAAAAUCCACGUUGUUGACACACAUUGCUCUAGAAUCCAAGAAAGCUGCUCCCUCAAGGUGGAUCGUGCGCAUCAACCUAGAAGAAUUUUCAAAUUAUUUUUACGCUUGGCAAAGAAACAGGACAGAAAUAAAUAAAACAGAGGUUUUAAAAUUCCUGUGCAUAGCGUCACUAAAACAUACUGACGAUAAAACAAUGUUCACGCUCGUGGAAAGAGAUGAGAAGAUUAUUUUGGAGAGUUGCGGUGCGAGAGACGCAAAGCAAUUGCUGGAAUUAGAACUCUUUUUACAUUAUUAUAAUGAAAGUAAAAUAACUUUUCUAUUUUACGGAUUCGAUUAUGUCUGUCCACCUUUCGGUGUUGAAGUUAUUAAGAUGUUAAAAGUUAUAAAAGCUGAUAAUGUCACUAUGUGGGUGACAAGCCAUUUAGUCAGAAUCCCAAAAAAAAUGUUGGAAAAUCAUUUUGGCACUUCAUAUACUUUGAAACCUAUAGACGCAACGGAACAGGCUGGCUUUUUCUAUAAGUUUUGGAAGACUAACCUCCAAAUGGAAAAAAUUAACAGCGAAUUAUUUAGUACCCUAUGGGAAUUCCUCGAGUAUAUGUCGGGUAAACACAACUUACAUGAACCAGGCAAGAAGGACCGGAUAAUAAUGCCAUGGAUUAGUAUGCCAUUACAUAUGCUUUACUUGAUGGCAGUGGAAUUCUUUCAAACUGAACUCUGCAACUUUUCAUUUGAACACAUCGAAAAGAAACUAAAGCAACAUCUGGAUAUAGACCUGAACAAAGGAUCCAAGUUAGGCUCGUACAUGGACUUGACUCCGGAGGAGGAGGAGGCAGCUGAGCUGGCCGGCACUCCGCUCUACAUGUAUGUAGCGGCGAACUACUUCGAGUGCAAAAUCAAAGGACGAUUUAAAAUCGAACCGAAGAUACCUGAAAUAAAAGAAAAAUGGGAUCUUUGGGGAGACGCGGUGUGUUUGUAUGAGCACUUUCUACAUCACAAUAUGAAGAAACUGUGCUCGGAAAGCAAUCUGGAUGAGGAUCAAGAAGUGGACAAACGCAGGGAGUUUUUACAAAGGCACAAGAAGUUGGCUCUGUUAGCCAUUCUCAAAGAGGAGCACCUGCGCAAGCUGCUGCCAGCCGACGAGAUUAAUGAAUUGAAAAGCAUGACGGCUCGAAUCAAUAGUGGCGAGGAGCGAUCCCCGCUCGUCGACUGCGUCCUCGACAACGUGCCUAGGUUCUUUCAUAUAAUAUAUGCAGAAUACUGCGCCGUUGAAUAUUUGACAGAUAUAAUAAAAGGCAUAAAAAUAGAUUCAUUGGACCACUUAAGGCACAAGUACGCGUGGGAUUUCUUAGUUAACAUGAUACUUUUCACAUGUUCAAACUCCGUGCGAACAGCCUUCGACUACAAACUGAAAAACGAUACUCAGUUAGCGGAAAUUACCUCUAGUGACCAAUGCAAGAAUAUAAUUUUAGAACUGUUAACGAAACAAAAUGUCGAAGGCGCUUGUGCGGUAAGCACUGACGGUUCGUCAUCAUUGCAGGCCGCCGUCGACUCCGGCAUGAACAACUUGGUCAAGUUGUUUUUGACCAGCUUGGACGUGAAAUUGACGAACGAAAACGUGAAAUCAUUUAUGAAAUUAUUCCAAACUGUUGAUAUUGCGUUGAAUAUGUACAAUAUUUGCGGUGGAAAUGUUCCCGCUAACGUUACCGACUUCUUCGCGGACAUGACCCUUGAGAAAUUUGUAAACGUUGCGAAGUCAGAACACACGAUUGAGCUUCCAUUGAAGGUGAUCGAAACGUUUGCCAACUCUAACGUGGUGGACGGCGUCCGGAGAGCUCUCACGAGGGCACGGGAGCGACUUGUAAAUCGCGCGGCCGACAGGUUCGGCUUAAGUCAAGACAACAUAGGACUAUUCAGACAUCUGGCUGAGAGAAUCAGACGCUACAACGAUUGAUCUCAUGUAAUGCAUAGUUGAUUAUAAUGUUUAGCUCUCAGGAACACGCUGGAUUCAUUCCGCUUUCGACAGGUCCUAUGGAAAUCUUUAAGGAAGGCUUAUGUUCAGCAGUGGACUCUAUGUGGCUGAUGAUAAAUGCAUAGUUAUUAUAGUUGAGUGUACGUAUGUUACAAGUACUAAUAAAUGUACUGUGCAGUGGCAGUUGGUGAUUAAACUAAUUGUGAUAUGACGUUGCGCCUUGUUGAUGUAUGGAAUAUAGAUAAUAUUAAUAAUUAUGUAUUAUAUAUGAUGUCUCUGCUGGGUAAUAACUAAAAUCUAAGCUAAUAAGAGGUUUACGAAAUCCGUUCCACUACACUUUUAAAGUAGUAAAACCACGCUGUAUUUUAAUCCAGAGUAUCAAUAACUUCAGUCUCAUGUAAAAACCAUAUACAGGGUCAUUUUGACAUUGCGAUACUAAAUUAAAUCAAAUACUUAUCUUCAUAAAAAUAACUUUAGAAUAAGUAAAUUACUCGAUUCGUAGAUUUAAAAUACAAAAGUAUAAAUUUCGAACAUAAUAAAUAUCAAUAAUAAGUAAUUUUAAUUUCACACGCCCUACCCUUAAUGCUAUUUUAAGGAAAUUCGACGCAGCGGUAUCAGCACACUUUCACUUAGAAAUACACUCACGCACACUUAACUACAGAAUGAUCAAAACAUUAGAAAAGUAAACCUUCAAUUUUUGUUGAAAAUAUUCGUUAUUCAAGAAUUAUUUUUGGCACAAUGUUACCUGAGGUUAAGACUAUGUGCCUUCAUUAAGACAAUGUAAAAAUGACCCUGUAUAUAAACCAACCGCAGUACGUAGUAUUAACGAGAAAAUUGCCUUUAUAGUAUUCGUUCUGAUAGUCUCAUUUCUGUCAGCUGGUGUCCAUCCAAUCUGAAUUCUAUCCAACGUUCCUCGACACUGUAUUUAAAUACAAGAUAUUGCCUGCGGCACGGAGCGAAAGUAACCUAUAACACUGGAGAAUAAUGUAGCUUCCUAUGAGUGAAAGAACUAAUAGGAUCCUUUCAGUAGUUGCGGAGAUUAACUCAACAAACAAAGUUACAAACUUUUCCUCUGUGUAAUAUUAGUAAAGAUUAAUACUUCUCAGCUAAAAGUCUUGCUUAUCAUGACAGAAUAAAGGAAAAUUAAAUGAGAUGCAUGCCCACCAGUGAGCUCUUCUGAUAAAAAAAAUUAAUAAAAUUAUUGUUAUGAUUAAAAAUAUGCCUAAAUGAGUCCAUAAUAUUUUAUUCUGCAUUUACUAUCAAAUUGCAUAAUUUAGUAUUAUUAUUUUGUUUACACUUUAAUUAUAUUUUUAAACACGGAAAGUAAUAGGAUUACGAAAGUACAUAAUGUUAGAUAUUUUGUUAUUUUAUUUUGACAUUAUUAUUUUUAAUCUUGAAUUAGAUCUCUUUGAUAUUUUGACUUUAAGGUACACUAAUAGUGUCAAGUAUUUCUAUACAGAAGGUAAUCAACUUCUUAUUGGUUAAGUACUUGUAAAACGUGAGAUGUAGGUUUACAUUGAAAAUUUGUAUGAGUUUUUAAUUUGAACCCUCAACUAAGUUACUUAAAAUUGCAUUUUGUGCUAAUGAGGCAAUGAACUCACCCCUUAAUAUAUUGUAAGUACUGAAUAUUUAAAAAAUAAUAAAUAUAAAAUGAACAAAGUACAGUAAAAAGUCUGAUGUUUAUUAAUAAUGUAAUAUUUACAAUUAAAUUGUAACAUAAUGUACUUAUUUUAGUGUAAGGCCAAAAUACUUUUAUUUGAAAAAAAAACAUUUGAAUGCUUUUACUUAGUCAAUAGAGCUAAGUAUGUUGGUGUUUUUGUUUACCAUACUAAAGAUAGGUACCAACAUUGUAAACAUCACAUACUAACAGUAAGCAUCAACAAUAGCUGAGAACACAACACCUGAUGAUAUAUACGUCUCUCAUAAGUGAGAAGCCGCCUGAAUAGGUGCUAUCGCAAUGUCAGCCAUUCAAAAUAAAAAAAAUAACAUUCAAAAUAUACAUUUUGCUAUAAAUUGUAUAUUUAACUACGUACAAAAAUAAAUUACCUUAUUUUGAUUAAAAAAAAAUAAUCUAAACUCGUAUAGGUGAAUUUUUUAUUUAAUUGCAGCUGUUUUUGGUGCUACUUGUCCAAUGUCAUAAGCAUUUACAAUCAUAUUGCCUUAAUUACGUUUAAUUAUGUAUAUACUAAGUAUAGAAUUGUUGUAUGAUGCUAGUCUUUUUAUACGUUUAUAAAUAAAUAUGUAAAUACUAA
Manduca sexta (tobacco hornworm) is the source of this 7500-nucleotide messenger RNA. RefSeq lists its product as uncharacterized. The coding region runs from base 257 to 5230 and encodes 1657 amino acids. Gene Ontology annotation, molecular function: protein binding. The transcript is spliced from 2 exons. NCBI's taxonomy places the organism in Eukaryota, Metazoa, Arthropoda, Insecta, Lepidoptera, Sphingidae. The record is from RefSeq and is a predicted model, not a curated record.